Messenger RNA from Blastomyces gilchristii SLH14081, 1230 nucleotides. RefSeq lists its product as uncharacterized. The transcript is spliced from 2 exons. The coding region runs from base 1 to 1230 and encodes 409 amino acids. NCBI's taxonomy places the organism in Eukaryota, Fungi, Ascomycota, Eurotiomycetes, Onygenales, Ajellomycetaceae. The record is from RefSeq and is a predicted model, not a curated record.
AUGGCUACUCUUCGAGCAGACAGACAUGCAUCCAUUGAAACUAUGACUGCCCUGAGCUCGCCCGCAACUGUCAUUCAAUGCACAUCUGAAAUCGCUUUCCAAUCCACGGAUUGGAUAAUCUCUUGCGCAACCCACGAAACGAAACAGAAGGUCUAUGGAGGCCCUCAUAUACUUGAUACCGUUGAUGUUAAGGCGUUACUUCCCGUCAAUCUGGCCGGUAAACUUCCCGUUCACGCUGAACCCCUGACUUACAAGGCCUCUACAUGCUCUGAAAGUCCGAUCGCAUCCUCCCCUCCGUCGGAAAUAGAUGAUAUUGAUACUUCGUUAUCAUCAUCAUGUUCAUCGCAAGCGCCAGUUACAAACCUAAAAUCAAUUCUAAAAAAACCCACAGAACCACAAAGUCCACAUGGCUUGGAACUAAUGGAUUUCAACUUGGAAGACAGCAUGGGGUAUGAUGCUGAUUCUGAUAUGGACGAGGACGAGUAUGAGGACGAUGCUAGUGGAGAUUCUGAAACAGGAACCUAUGACUCAAACUGGUCUGAUGAAUACGAUGAGUGUGAAUAUUCGGACCAAGAAGGUUCCUUCGUUUGUUUCGUCAAUUCCGUUCACUUUAGCGCCCAGGACGAUAUCUGCAUCAUUCCCAGCAGGGAUGAAAUUGGGGACGACCGUGCAGAAAGUGAAAUGACGUUUCACGAACAAGCCCUUCGUAUGCAAAGCUCUAAACGCGUAUCGUUCGAACCAUACAGCGUCAACAAAAAAGACUAUGACCCUGAUGAACAUAGCCAUGACGUUAUCGAUCUUGACAAACAACUUUUCAUGGCCUAUGUCAAUGGUAUUCGUAACAUGAAUGCGGAGGACUAUCAGCCUGUUGUCCUUUCGCGCACACUGAAUGCUACUCCGUGUGACAUUGCGGUUUUGCCAGUCACGGAACAUCAAGUAAAUGCAUACCUUGACCGCGUCGUCGAAUCACUUCUCGGGUUCUUCCCAUAUCUAUUUGAAAAAGAUGAGUAUAACCGCUUACUGGAUAUCGCCGAGGUUGUUACUUCCUUCGAUGAUCACAACAACGUCCUUUAUGAACCAGAUUCUGGCCUGUUCCAGCAAGCAAUCACGCGCCAAUUAGCGAGAAAACUGACUGAUACCGCCGUGAUAAUCGAUAACAAUAUUCUCGACUGGGUUGCUGGAGAACUCAUCGAGCCCCUCGGUCGCCGCGCGUCAUUCCGUUGGGGGUAG